CAGAGAUAGGAAUCCGUCUCUUCGGACGGCGCCAUACACGGCCGUGAGCGCGCUGCGGAGCUUGACGCGUCCUGCGCGUCAAGCUAUUUCGUUUGCAUACACGCGCAAAACACCGAGGCCUCGCCGGUUCACGGGGACAACGACGCAACUUCGAGCGAAACACUCCGCGACAGGUAGAACAUCCCCGCGCGUGGAUCCAUCCAGGAGAGAACCAUGACGUCACCAUUGCGAGUGGCCGUGGUUGGCGGCGGCAUCGUGGGCCUCAGCGCCGCCGUGCGCAUUGCCGAGGAAGUGGCGCCCGAGAACAACCGGGUGACCGUGCUCGCCGAACACUUCAGCCCGCACACCACGGGAGACGUGGCGGCGGGAUUCUUCAACCCUUACAUUGUCCACGGAGUGUCGGAGGAGAGGCUCAGAUCAUGGUGCAUGGACGCGUUCAACUUCUACCGACAUCUGGCGGAGAGCGCCGACUCGAACGAGCUGGGUCUGGCCGUCAUGCCGGGUUACAUCCUCACGGAAGAACACACACCACGGCCUUCCUACGCCGACGCAUUUUUCCACUAUAGAGAGCUGACGGCACUGGAGCUGUCAUCGUUCCCGAAAAGAUAUAGGUACGGAACCUACGUGAUUUCGCUGACAAUCGAAUGCAAGAAAUUCCUCCCGUACCUCAUGCAACGUCUCGAGAGUCGUGGUGGACGCCUGAAGCAGUGCAGAGUCAAAAGUCUCGAAGAGCUUGCAGGCGAGUAUGACGUCAUCGUCAACUGCACGGGCUUCGGCGCUGGUACGUUUGUCCAUGAUCCCAAGGUGCACGCCAUCCGAGGCCAAACGAUCAGGGUCCACGCCCCUUGGAUAAAGCACGCAAUCAUAGCGGGGGAAGACUUCCACGUUAUACCAAACAUCGACGACGUCAUGUUGGGUGGCACCAAGGACGUGGAUCAGACUUCGCUCAUUCCAGACAGGGACAUCGCCAGGACAAUCUGGAACGGCUGCCUCGAGCUUGCCCCGAGUCUCAAGAAUGCCAAGGUGAUAGGACACUUCGUGGGCCUUCGUCCCGGGAGGAAUCCUGUCAGGAUCGAGCGGGAAGAUCUCACCUUCAAACAUGGUGGUAGAAAGGUCCCCGUCAUUCACAAUUACGGCCACGGAGGCUCGGGAAUCACCAUCGCCUGGGGAUGUGCAGGCGACGUCGUUCGCCUGGUGCGAGACGCGAUCAGCGAGCGUUCGCCGGACUCGCUCAAGACAAGAGCCAAGCUGUGAUCUGCCGGCCUUCCGAGAGUGUGACACAUUACGGAAGACGGUUUUGUGUGCGUCUUCGUCUCGGCGUCUUACAUGAUAAAUAAUGAAGAAAAAAAUGAAUAUGCCGCCAGUUUCACGCUGCGAAGAUCAUCCAGCGUUGAUGCUGUUGCCCCGUUUCACUCAGCGCCCCUCAUUGUAACAUUGUCUGUAGGUUGUUGUUGUUUUUCACAAUGCAGGAAUUUUACGCCCCAGAACAAAGAUGCGAUUGUAUACGGGCCACCGUAGAGAAAGGCUCCGGAAAUGUUGAUCAGCUGGUGUUCUUUAACGCGCGCUCACAUCGCGCAGUACACGGGCCGGCAGCAUUUCGCCUUCAUCGAAAUGUGAUUGCCGCAGCCGGUAUCAAACCCAAGCACCGUGGCUAUUGAUCCACCACGGCGGA
Messenger RNA from Rhipicephalus microplus (southern cattle tick), 1672 nucleotides. RefSeq names its product D-aspartate oxidase. Gene Ontology annotation, biological process: D-amino acid catabolic process. The record is from RefSeq and is a predicted model, not a curated record. NCBI's taxonomy places the organism in Eukaryota, Metazoa, Arthropoda, Arachnida, Ixodida, Ixodidae. Gene Ontology annotation, molecular function: FAD binding; D-amino-acid oxidase activity. Gene Ontology annotation, cellular component: cytoplasm.